Messenger RNA from Pan troglodytes (chimpanzee), 5913 nucleotides. It is a transcript of the gene ADGRE1, whose product is annotated as adhesion G protein-coupled receptor E1. Gene Ontology annotation, molecular function: G protein-coupled receptor activity; calcium ion binding. Gene Ontology annotation, cellular component: plasma membrane. Bases 58 to 3117 code for a protein of 1019 amino acids. The record is from RefSeq and is a predicted model, not a curated record. Gene Ontology annotation, biological process: cell surface receptor signaling pathway; adenylate cyclase-activating G protein-coupled receptor signaling pathway. The transcript has 22 exons. Lineage: Eukaryota; Metazoa; Chordata; Mammalia; Primates; Hominidae.
GAAAACCCAGCGUUCGUAGAAAAGUUUCUUCUCUUUGAAUGACAGAACCACAGCAUAAUGCGUGGCUUCAACCUGCUCCUCUUCUGGGGAUGUUGUGUUAUGCACAGCUGGGAAAGGCACAUAAGACCCACACGGAAACCAAACACAAAGGGUAAUAACUGUAGAGACAGUACCUUGUGCCCAGCUUAUGCCACCUGCACCAACACAGUGGACAGUUACUAUUGCACUUGCAAACGAGGCUUCCUGUCCAGCAAUGGGCAAAAUCACUUCAAGGGUCCAGGAGUGCAAUGCAAAGAUAUUGAUGAAUGUUCUCAAAGCCCCCAGCCCUGUGGUCCUAACUCAUCCUGCAAAAACCUGUCGGGGAGGUACAAGUGCAGCUGUUUACAUGGUUUCUCUUCUCCCACUGGAAAUGACUGGGUCCCAGGAAAGCCGGGCAAUUUCUCCUGUACUGAUAUCAAUGAGUGCCUCACCAGCACGGUCUGCCCUGAGCAUUCUGACUGUGUCAACUCCAUGGGAAGCUACAGUUGCAGCUGUCAAGUUGGAUUCAUCUCUAGAAACUCCACCUGUGAAGAUAUUGAUGAAUGUUCUCAAAGCCCCCAGCCCUGUGGUCCUAACUCAUCCUGCAAAAACCUGUCGGGGAGGUACAAGUGCAGCUGUUUACAUGGUUUCUCUUCUCCCACUGGAAAUGACUGGGUCCUAGGAAAGCUGGGCAAUUUCUCUUGUACUGGUAAUGCUCUCAGGCUCCCAGGGAUGGGUCUUGGGUGGACAUCUAUCAGUGGGGUGAGUUCAUGUAUUUCUGAACUGAGGCACCCAAUUUCUUAUCUGCUCACCCUCUUCCACUGCUUCUCAGAUAUCAAUGAGUGCCUCAGCAGCACGGUCUGCCCUGAGCAUUCUGACUGUGUCAACUCCAUGGGAAGCUACAGUUGCAGCUGUCAAGUUGGAUUCAUCUCUAGAAACUCCACCUGUGAAGAUGUGGAUGAAUGUGCAGAUCCAAGAGCUUGUCCAGAGCAUGCAACUUGUAAUAACACUGUUGGAAACUACUCUUGUUUCUGCAACCCAGGAUUUGAAUCCAGCAGUGGCCACUUGAGUUUCCAGGGUCUCGAAGCAUCGUGUGAAGAUAUUGAUGAAUGCACUGAAAUGUGCCCCAUCAAUUCAACAUGCACCAACACUCCUGGGAGCUACUUUUGCACCUGCCACCCUGGCUUUGCACCAAGCAAUGGACAUUUGAAUUUCACAGACCAAGAAGUGGAAUGUAGAGAUAUUGAUGAGUGCCGCCAAGAUCCACCAACCUGUGGUCCUAAUUCUAUCUGCACCAAUGCCCUGGGCUCCUACAGCUGUGGCUGCAUUGCAGGCUUUCAUCCCAAUCCAGAAGGCUCCCAGAAAGAUGGCAACUUCAGCUGCCAAAGGGUUCUCUUCAAAUGUAAGGAAGAUAUGAUACCCGAUAAGAAGCAGAUCCAGCAAUGCCAAGAGGGAACCGCAGUGAAACCUGCAUAUGUCUCCUUUUGUGCACAAAUAAAUAACAUCUUCAGCGUUCUGGACAAAGUGUGUGAAAAUAAAACGACCGUAGUUUCUCUGAAGAAUACAACUGAGAGCUUUGUCCCUGUGCUUAAACAAAUAUCCACGUGGACUAAAUUCACCAAGGAAGAGACGUCCUCCCUGGCCACAGUCUUCCUGGAGAGUGUGGAAAGCAUGACACUGGCAUCUUUUUGGAAACCCUCAGCAAAUGUCACUCCGGCUGUUCGGACGGAAUACUUAGACAUUGAGAGCAAAGUUAUCAACAAAGAAUGCAGUGAAGAGAAUGUGACCUUGAACUUGGUAGCCAAGGGGGAUAAGAUGAAGAUCGGGUGUUCCACAAUUGAGGAAUCUGAAUCCACAGAGACCACUGGUGUGGCUUUUGUCUCCUUUGUGGGCAUGGAAUCGGUUUUAAGUGAGCGCUUCUUCCAAGACCACCAGGCUCCCUUGACCACCUCUGAGAUCAAGCUGAAGAUGAAUUCUCGAGUCGUUGGGGGCAUAAUGACUGGAGAGAAGAAAGACGGCUUCUCAGAUCCAGUCAUCUACACUCUGGAGAACAUUCAGCCAAAGCAGAAGUUUGAGAGGCCCAUCUGUGUUUCCUGGAGCACUGAUGUGAAGGGUGGAAGAUGGACAUCCUUUGGCUGUGUGAUCCUGGAAGCUUCUGAGACAUAUACCGUCUGCAGCUGUAAUCAGAUGGCAAAUCUUGCCGUUAUCAUGGCGUCUGGGGAGCUCACGAUGGACUUUUCCUUGUACAUCAUUAGCCAUGUGGGCAUUAUCAUCUCCUUGGUGUGCCUCGUCUUGGCCAUCGCCACCUUUCUGCUGUGUCGCUCCAUCCGAAAUCACAACACCUACCUCCACCUGCACCUCUGCGUGUGUCUCCUCUCGGCGAAGACUCUCUUCCUCGCUGGUAUACACAAGACGGACAACAAGACGGGCUGCGCCAUCAUCGCGGGCUUCCUGCACUACCUUUUCCUUGCCUGCUUCUUCUGGAUGCUGGUGGAGGCUGUGAUACUGUUCUUGAUGGUCAGAAACCUGAAGGUGGUGAAUUACUUCAGCUCUCGCAACAUCAAGAUGCUGCACAUCUGUGCCUUUGGUUAUGGGCUGCCGAUGCUGGUGGUGGUGAUCUCUGCCAGUGUGCAGCCACAGGGCUAUGGAAUGCAUAAUCGCUGCUGGCUGAAUACAGAGACAGGGUUCAUCUGGAGUUUCUUGGGGCCAGUUUGCACAGUUAUAGUGAUCAACUCCCUUCUCCUGACCUGGACCUUGUGGAUCCUGAGGCAGAGGCUUUCCAGUGUUAAUGCCGAAGUCUCAACGCUAAAAGACACCAGGUUACUGACCUUCAAGGCCUUUGCCCAGCUCUUCAUCCUGGGCUGCUCCUGGGUGCUGGGCAUUUUUCAGAUUGGACCUGUGGCAGGUGUCAUGGCUUACCUGUUCACCAUUAUCAACAGCCUGCAGGGGGCCUUCAUCUUCCUCAUCCACUGUCUGCUCAAUGGCCAGGUACGAGAAGAAUACAAGAGGUGGAUCACUGGGAAGACGAAGCCCAGCUCCCAGUCCCAGACCUCAAGGAUCUUGCUGUCCUCCAUGCCAUCCGCUUCCAAGACGGGUUAAAGUCCUUUCUUGCUUUCAAAUAUGCUAUGGAGCCACAGUUGAGGACAGUAGUUUCCUGCAGGAGCCUACCCUGAAAUCUCUUCUCAGCUUAACAUGGAAAUGAGGAUCCCACCAGCCCCAGAACCCUCUGGGGAAGAAUGUUGGGGGCCAUCUUCCUGUGGUUGUAUGCACUGAUGAGAAAUCAGGCAUUUCUGCUCCAAACGACCAUUUUAUCUUCGUGCUCUGCAACUUCUUCAAUUCCAGAGUUUCUGAGAACAGACCCAAAUUCAGUGGCAUGACCAAGAACACCUGGCUACCAUUUUGUUUUCUCCUGCCCUUGUUGGUGCAUGGUUCUAAGCGUGCCCCUCCAGCGCCUAUCAUACGCCUGACACAGAGAACCUCUCAAUAAAUGAUUUGUCGCCUGUCUGACUGAUUUACCCUAGGAUAAAGACUCGUUGUGAUUUUAAAGAAAUGGUCAGUAAAACUGUAAUGAGAGUCCCAGGGAACCAAGAUGGCACAUAGACAGAUAAGCUACUUUGGCACAAACACUUAAAAAUAGUUGUGUUGGUAAGUAGGGGGAUGUUUGAUGUAGCAGAAUUCUAGCACUCCCUGGAGGGUUGAAGCACUUGGUGACAACAACCUUUGGAAAGUGCUUUGGUUUCCUGAGGUCCUUCAGGUAACCAAGACCUCCCUGUUUUCUAGAAACUUUCUAAUGACUUGGCUAGGAUUUAGGAUUUUCUCUGUCACAGUUAUCGCUACCUAUCCUUAAUUUUUUUUUUUUUUUUUUUGACAGAGUCUCGGUCUGUUGCCCAGGCCAGAGUGCAGUGGCAUGAUCUCGGCUCAUUGCAACCUCUGCCUCCCGGGUGCAAGUGAUUCUCCUGCCUCAGCCUCCCAAGUAGUUGGACUGCAGGCGUGCACCACCACGCCUGGCUAAUUUUUGUAUUUUUAGUAGAGAUGGAGUUUCAGCAUGUUGGCCAGGCUGAUCUUGCACUCCUGACCUCAGAUGAUCCACCCGCCUCACCCUCCCAAAGUGCUGGGAUUACAGGCAUGAGCCACUGCGCCCGGCCACCAUCCUUAAAUUCUCGAGCUUGGGAGAGAAGAUGAAGGUUUAAAUGCAGGUAUUUUCACUUCUAUGGGCACUCUAAAACCUCCCAAUCCAAAGCGUGGUCCCUGGAUCAUCAGCAUCACCUGAGAGCUUGUUAGAAAAGCAAAGAAGAAUGUCAGACCCCACUCCAGACCUCCUAGAUCAGGACUUGCAUGUUAACAAAAUCCCCAGGGGAUGAGUAUAACCAUGGGUGUCUGAAAAGCACUAUUGUAGAACAUUCUUCUGUUUGCCAUGCUGACAGCAGAGCUUGUCUUUAAAGCCAGAGAGAAAUGUCUUCUUCUUGACUUGGACCCUUUGCAUCUUCUCUUAGAAUAACUUCCCUGAAAACUCAAUUGAUGUCUUCUGUCUCUUUGAGUUGCAGUGUAGUCAUCCCCUCUGCUAGGAAGCAUUCUUUGAAUCACCUACAGUAGAAUUUGGCAUUAUUUUUGUGUGUGCCAAAAAGCUUCAUGCUUUCUCACCCUGUAUUAUGAUUUCUCUUUUUGUUGGGUGUCUCCAACAUAGACUGUGAGCUUCGUAAGUACAGAGAUUUGCAUUAAGUAGCGUCUCAAUAAAUAUGUUGAAUGAAUGAAUGAAUGAAUGAUUAGAAUGAUUACUCUUCAUUUUGAAGACAGGGGAACUGAAGCUCAGAGAGGUUAAGUGACUAUCCCAGGAUCACACAGCCACAUAGGUCGUUGAGCUGGGUUUUGAGCUCUUGACCAUAAAGCUCCUUCUCCAGAUGCCUUGUUCCCCUUUUUCUCUUCCUUUCAUGCCAGGAAUACUUAGUUUAGGGUUACAGAGACUAGAAUAAUAUUUACUCUGAGUCACGUAAGCAGUUAGGAUUCAAUGAGCUCAGUCAUAUCAUGCACUGGACAAAUUGUUAACAAUAUUAAACUCAGUUGAUGGAGGCUCUGUCUUUGUUAUUCUUGGCAGCCUAACUUGGGAGGUGGGACACAUGUUUGUGAACAAGAGUUCAUCUAUGAUAAAUUAGUCUUCAACGCUUGGCUUAUCCAGAGUGCUCAAUACAGAGGUGAUAGUUCUUAGAGAGAUGGAAGCAAGAGAUGGCACUGCUCCUAUCCAUAGCCAAUUGUCAUAGGUCAAUGGCAUCAAUGGGCCCAAUAAUGAUCUCCAUCUAGCCACAUCCCUUUCCUGUAACUUUGUAACUCUCUCCUUGUCUGACUCUGGGGUUGGACUUGAGAUUUGCUGCAGCCAGUGGAAGGUUAGGAAAUGUGACUGGAACAUAAGUUUCAAAAUCGUAUGUGUAAUCCUUCUUACCAGUUACACGAUUACAUUUGCUCACCUUGCUUCCUUACCCCCACCAUGUGAACAUGCCCAAGCCCGCCUGCCGGAGGGACAUGAGAAACACAGAAUGAAGGGUAAGUCACCACAGUUACACCGGUGGAGGUUGUCCUCAGCCAGCCACCAUGCCAACUUGCUGCUUUAAUCACAGGAGAGAGCCCAGCCAACAUCAGCAGACCUGCUCAGCCAACCCAUAAACAGACUGAGGAGCAGCAAGAAAGUAUCAUUUUUCAGACACUGAGUUUCAGGAGUUAUUUGUUAUGAAGCAUUUAUUUGUAGCAAUUGCUGAUGGAUACAACAACCAAAGUAUGGUCAACAUUCUGCAUUGGACUGCAACAAUUUGGAAUGUAAAAAGAAAGAAUUUUGAUCUCAAUUUCUUCUGAGAUAUCAGGAUAAUAAAUUCUGUACUACUUGAAUAAAGUUUUUUCCUGAUAGAA